GGAGAAUGAAUGUGCAGUCAGAUCGCCAUGUUGAACGGUGUGGGUGUCACACACAAGCCCAGCGCACUAACACUAACGCACACACCAACAUAUCACCGAUCUCGGUUGUUUCUUACAAAAUAAACUUUGUAGUUCUCUUAAACGUUAAGUUUGUACUUAUGCCGGUUAUCAUCACCACGGGAGGUUUGGUAAUGGAGGAAUUCAUCGAGCUGUCUCUCUUCACUAUGUGGAAAUGGUUUUAGCAGGCACGGAAUAACACAGAGAAACUGUUCAAACGGAGAACACGCAUUCAAACCAUUGCACAACAGAAGUUUUUUAAGGAAAAACAGAACUGAGUUUUUAAUUUCAGCUUAAGGAUUUUAACACUACACACCAACAUGCCAAGCUCUACCAUUCGGAGACAAAUGAAAAAUGUGGUAAAUAACUAUUCUGAGCCAGAGAAGAAGGUCAGAGAAGCGACUUCCAAUGACCCAUGGGGUCCAUCCAGUUCUCUGAUGUCAGAGAUUGCAGACCUCACUUACAAUGUGGUGGCCUUUUCGGAGAUAAUGAGCAUGAUUUGGAAGAGGCUCAAUGACCACGGCAAGAACUGGCGACAUGUAUACAAAGCCCUGACGCUGCUGGACUACCUGAUCAAAACGGGCUCCGAACGAGUGGCCCUGCAGUGUAAAGAGAACAUCUUUGCUAUUCAGACACUCAAAGACUUCCAGUAUAUUGAUCGGGAUGGCAAAGACCAGGGCAUCAACGUCAGAGAGAAGUCUAAGCAGCUGGUGGUGCUGCUCAAGGAUGAUGACCGCCUGAAGGGUGAACGUUCUCAGGCCCUUAAGACUAAAGAGCGCAUGGCACAGGUCGCCACCAGCGUGGGUAGCAGCACUCAGAUUAGCUUUGGCCGUGGCUCCAGCCAGCCAAACCUUUCCACUAGCUACUCGGAGGAGUACGGCAAGUCGGAGGGAUCACCGGCGUCAUAUCAUGGAUCCACGUCCCCCAACGCAAAUUCAGAGUUGGAGCAAGCCAGGCCUCAGACCAGCGGUGAGGAGGAGCUACAGUUGCAGCUGGCUCUUGCUAUGAGUCGAGAAGCUGCUGAGCAGGAGGAAAGGAUGCGUCGUGGGGAUGACCUACGGCUACAAAUGGCUCUGGAAGAAAGCCGCAAGGACAACAGUGGAACUAAAGGGUCCAAGAAGAAGAAAGAUCCUCCACAGUCUUCUCUGAUGGAUCUGAUGGACACGGUUCUGGAAGGCCCUGCCGAUCAAGCGGCAGACCCAUGGGGAGCAGGAGCUGCCGCAGCAGCAGCAGGCCCUGCCUCUGACCCCUGGCAGCCCUAUGGUGCUGGCCCAAAGCCAACUGCCCCUGUGGAUCCUUGGGGUCUUCCCAGUGCCUCUUCCUCACUUCCACCUAUGAAGAGCAGUGACCCCUGGGGGUCGACCCCGGCUCCUGCCGCUGCUGAUCCCUGGGGCGCAAUGCCUGCCACCCGCCCCAAAGUUCCCGUCUCAGGCAGUUUUGAUCUUUUCUCCACACCAAAUGGUACUUCCAAGGAGGACCUCUCUGAUUUUGAUAGUCUUCGCUCCUCAGCAAUGACGGGAGAAUUCAGAGGGAGCACUUCCCUGCCAUCACAGAGCAGCUUCUCUGUGGGUUCAGACCUGUUCGAUGUACCCAGCGGGCCAACCAGAAAAACUCCCGAGUCCUUCCUCGGUCCCAACGCAGCCCUCGUUAACCUGGAUUCUCUGGUCAGCAAACCUCUACAGCCAGCUCCCAUCAUCAACCCCUUCCUCGUAGCAGGAGCAGCCCCUGUAACUGCGGCCGCAGCUCAGGUCAACCCCUUCCAGGUGAACCAGCCGCAGCCACCCACCCUCAACCAGAUGAGAGUCAGCCCCAUGAUGGGCAUUAGCGGUCAGAGCUUCAUAAGCAACGAUCCCCUGCCACUGUCGUCUCUGGCUCCAGCUGGCCCUGUCCCAGUGGUACCCGUGGGUGGGAUGGCUCCUCUUGCGCCUAUGGGCCCAAUGAUGCCAGGCAUGGGUAUUCCCAUGACCAUGCCCCAGACGCUCAUGAGUGGAGGGCUGCAGCCCACAGGCACAGCGACGCAAGACGGUGGCGCAACCAACCCAUUCUUAAUUUGAGGAACAAUAUAGGCUGCCUGCCUCCCACACAAAUCCUUUUCUCACCCCUGUUCCUAUGGUAUAGACAACGUAGUCUAAUGUCUUUCCCAGACCGGUGUGCUAUUUUGAGACUUUUUGGAGUAGCAGUGACGUUUACAGUUUAUACAUCGGCAGGCGAUUCCCUUUCCUGUCUCAGAUAGGUACCAUACAGUGAUUUGGUAUGCUUUUCUAAAUUUUCUUCUUAUCGUAAGUGAUACGGUGUACAGGUAAGAUUUCCUGCCGAAGACGACCUCACGUUCAAAGGGGUUCUGAUCGUUUUUAACUCGCUUGCGUUUCUUAUCGAAAGCUUGAAAGUAGGAGUACCGCUGUCUUAAUUUUUUUCUAAUUUCUAGCAGUUUAUUAAUAGAUCCAGCUAACCCUUUUAAUCAGCACAGCCUGUAUGUUCUACGCAGUGCAUAUACACUAUGUGUAUUUACAGUACGCUUAAGUAGACACAGUUUGGAGACUCUCUAUCCGUUUACAUUGAAAUGAUUUUGAUGUUCUAAGCAGGGAUUUUGCACAUGCUCUGAUUAACCUUGUUUUGACUGUUGGCCCACCGUUAGUCCUUAGCAUGAGACACGUUGGGAAGACCGAUGUAAGACGCAACAUUUCUGUGCAAGCAACCUAUGGCACAAACAAUGCUAAGGACUAAGGGAGGGAUAUAUCCGAACUGCAUGUGUGAAAGGUUUCGGACCUAAUGCGUUGAAAGAUGAACUUCAUAAUGAAGUGGAGAGUUGAUCUUUUUUCUUUUUGUUUUUUAAGCACGGUGGGAAGUUGGUUUGCAUAUCAUAAUAUGGCUCUACUUUUAUACCGAAGCCUGUUUUUUACUGCUUUACAAUCCCAAGAAGUUGUUGAUGGGGUGAAUGGGUUAUUUCGAUUCAGUACGACUCACUGUUGUUUGCACAUGACCUUCAAUAUCUGACGGCUAAUCCAUACUAAUGAUUAAAAUUCAUCCGCUUGCCUUUUUUUCAGAAUCACAGUGAGUAUCAAACAAUCUGAAAUGUGAUUAUUUCACUAACUUUUAAUUUAUGUGUGUGGAAAAUAGGAACGGCAAAGGGAAACGGGAGGAUUACAUUUAUGUUAUAUACAUACAUAUAUAUAUUAUAUCUUCAGGUCCUAACGCAUCUUACUGUUAUAAUCGACAAAUGUAUCACUAAUCGCUGCUUCCAAUGUCAUGUUAAUGUAUCUGGGGAAAAACCCAAGCAUAUAUGAGAGCUCACCGUCGUUGUAUGACAAAGCCAACUUGCUUAUAGUGUUAAAGUAAAUGCUGAGAGAGGUUGCGAUUAAAAAAUGAUGGGGUGUGAAUGGUUGCAUAAACGUUGAGUGAUUGGUUAACUAGGUAUUUAAAAUGAUUUGAGGAUGUGUAGGGGGGUCAGGUUUCAUAAAUGUUGCAGCUGGAAACCUGUCAAUGAAAUUUCAUAGUCCUUUAUUCAAUGACUAUUUUAUCUUUUUUUUUUUAAGGCAUACUCCAUGAAUGCCUUUGUUUCGGUUAAUGGCUUGAUCUCAUUCAUCUAUGAAUUGUCACGUUUGGCAAUCGAUAUAAAGAGAGAACGUUUAUGCUUUGGUGUGUCGUGCGUCUGCAUUCGAUUUUAGUUCGGCCAGUCAAGCACAAGAUGUCAACAUCUCACCAAUAGUAGCUUACCAAAGUGACAAUGGCUGCUGUUAACUGCAGAGCUGUGGUUGUUUUUCAAUUCUUGACUACACCUUUAUCCUUCAUUCGUUACCCAAGUAUUUUAACUAUCCCUGGUGUUUUUUUAAUCAAACCAGAUUACUGUUCGAGUACUCUUUAACUCUUCAUGUGAGCUAGUGACCUCUGCUGGAAAUAUUGUGGUUGUGCUGCAUAUGUGCAGCAUUGUAGCAGACCGAGCCUGGGUGUGAUGAUGGUCAAUAUCCUGCAGGCAUACUCUCAGGCAUUUUGAGAGAGCUUUAAGAUGUGUGUAAUGCGCUUUCGGUGGAUGUGACGGUUUAAGCGGGCAACAAUCCUGCAAUAUAAGACUCUCUGCUAGUGAACAUCACUGUACACAAUUAUGCAUACAAUAUCUAGCUCAUUUCGUCUCGACUGUCUCGUUUCGCUGUUACCGUUUUAAAUGCGUCACGCGGUCUUCUGUUACCAUGUACUCAUUAUGCAUUUAUCGUGGAGGACUAACUAUGUGAACAUGCAUAACACAUUUUAUUUUUCAUGUUAUUGUGUCUGUGUAUUACUGAACUGUCUCAUAUUACUGGGAGCAGGCUGCUUUUUAUGGAUACGUGCUCAACUUGUUGGCAUUAUAACUGUAUAGUAUAAUUUAUCAUCUGUUCUAUUGUAACAUAUUGCUCUGUACCUUAUUUCUGUGUAAUGGUUUUGUAGGAAAGUCACAUUGAAGAGUGUGAUGUUUAUUGCCAUCUGAAUCGCAGCGAGUGAUAAAGGACGUGUAGCUGCAAUGGUAAAAUAAAUUGUAUGAAUGACUUCUGA
Paramisgurnus dabryanus is the source of this 4581-nucleotide messenger RNA. It is a transcript of the gene epn2, whose product is annotated as epsin 2. Gene Ontology annotation, molecular function: phospholipid binding; clathrin binding. Gene Ontology annotation, cellular component: endosome; plasma membrane; clathrin vesicle coat. Gene Ontology annotation, biological process: endocytosis. NCBI's taxonomy places the organism in Eukaryota, Metazoa, Chordata, Actinopteri, Cypriniformes, Cobitidae. The record is from RefSeq and is a predicted model, not a curated record.